AUGCAAAUUUUGAAAAUUCCAUGGCUUGGCCAUAGCACUGAGAAUAAACAAAUAAAGUGUUACUCAGUUGCAAUUAAUCCAAAAGGUACAAGACUAGCUACUGGGGGUUUAGACGGGUGCAUUAAAAUAUGGGAUACAAACACUAUAAACUCGUUCUUUAAAAUACUGGAGUCUCCUCAAAAUUUGAAGAAAACUAAUGGCACGUUAAACCAUGAAAGUACACCUGAGUUACCAGAUAAAUCAUUACAAAGGCCAAUGUGUUCUGUUUCAAGACAUAAUGGUGCGGUGACAUCUCUCAAAUUCUCACCUGAUGGUCGUUGGCUAGCGAGUGGAUCAGAUGAUAAAUUGGUUUUAAUUUGGGAGAAGGAUAAUACUCAAAGACCUAAUUCUUUUGGAGUUGAACAAGAAGAUUUGGAGCAUUGGACAAUUAGAAAAAGAUUAGUAGCUCAUGAUAAUGAUGUUCAAGAUAUAUGCUGGUCUCCUGAUGGUAAUUUAUUAGUAACCGUGGGACUUGAUAGAUCAAUUAUCAUUUGGAAUGCUUUAACAUUUGAAAAAAUUAAAAGAUAUGAUAUUCAUCAAUCAAUGGUAAAAGGGAUUGUUUUCGACCCUGCAAAUAAAUAUUUUGCAACAGCUUCAGAUGAUAGAACUGUUAGGAUAUUCAGAUAUCACAAAAAAUUGAAUGAAUACAAUAAUUAUGAAUUUCAAAUGGAACAUGUUGUAACUGAUCCUUUUAAAAAAUCACCAUUGACUUCAUAUUUUAGAAGAAUGAGUUGGUCUCCCGAUGGUCAGCAUAUAGCGGUACCUAAUGCAACUAAUGGACCUGUACCGUCAGUCGCAAUUGUAAAUAGAGGAAGUUGGGGAUCUGAUGUUUCAUUGAUAGGUCAUGAAGCUCCUGUUGAAGUAUGUUCUUUUUCUCCAACAUUAUUCCAAUGCCCUAAAGAAGAUAAUUUCCAAACUAUUUUGGCUACUGGUGGUCAAGAUCGAGCUUUAGCAAUAUGGUCGACUUCUAAAUCUAAACCUUUAGUUGUUUUAACAGAUAUAGUUGAGGGUGCAAUAACUGACAUAUGUUGGAUGCACGAUGGAAGAACUUUAUAUUUCAGCAGCUUGGAUGGAUCCAUAACUUGUAUUCAUUUUGAACAUGAAGAAUUGGGACAAGUUGUAAGUGAAGAAUUAAUUGAUCAACAAUUAAAUAGAUAUGGUGCUGAUAGGGAAUCUACAAUAUUACCAGAGAGUGUAGAGCAGUUACGUUUAGAAGAAAAUUCUAAGGAUGCUAGAGCUUUGGCAAUAAGAAAAAUGAUGUCAAUGGAAGUUAAGAAAUCUUCGACUUCAACACUUGAGACAAAUCCGAAAGAACCAGAACCUAUAGUAACAACAACACCUUCAUUGAAACCUACAAAAUCAAUAGACGCAGCCAGACUACGUAAACAAACCAUUACGAUUACAAAAUCAGGAAAGAAAAAAGUUGCUCCAUUAUUAGUAUCAUCAUCACAACCUUCGAUUAUUACACCGCCAUUACAAUCGACCACAAAAAGGAAAAAAUUACAACCUAUCUCUAAGCUAUCACAAACAUCAUACAAUCUACCGAAAAAUGGUCUUGCUACUGCUGUUUGUGGUAUUAAAAUAAGAGGAUCAACGAAUAACCUGGCAGUCGAUGAAAAUGUUAUUAAAGAUAAUGAUAAUGACGAUAUAGGAAAUACUACAAACGUAGAUGACGUUCAAUUAUCAGAGUCGGCAUUAAGAAGGCAAAGAAAUAGGGAAAAGAGAAAAUAUUUAGAAUCAAAAUAUCCAAGUUCCUUCAAAUUUAUAAGUAAUUUACCUGAAACUUUAUUUGCUAAUAAUGCCUUACAAAAUAUAGAAAUUAAGAAAAUUUAUAAAGCAUAUGCUAAUAAUAAAGAUAUAACUACGGAGUUAUCAACUGGUUCAUCAAUUGAUUUUGAUGAGGAUUUGAUGUUUUCUGUUGUCUUUGCCAAAACCAACUUCAAACAACCAGAAAUUCCCGAAUUAAAUCAAGAAUCAAAAGAACUUGUAUCAACUAUUGAAGUUAGAAAUGGUAAACCUUGGCACGAAGAUCCAAAACAAAAGGAUCGAGAUUUUGAUGAUCCAACUAAAGUCAUUGUCUAUACAAACGAAGAUUCGAAACGUAAAUUUACAUUAUUUUUCCCAUUUAGAAUCCAACAAAUUUUACCAAUAAUUGAUAAUUCAUUACUUAGAUAUUACGUAUUAUGUUCAUUCAAUGGAAGUUUACAAAUUGUAUCUGCAAAUACGGGUAAAUUAUUUUGUCCCACGAUUGAGAUAUUUGAAAAUGUCAUAUUUAUGAAAUACUAUAAUUCAAAUUUAGUGAUAAUGACAGCUUCGGGUUUGAUAUAUGGGUGGAGAUUUACGAAUAACUGCUUGAAAGUAUACAUGAAUAAAAUCUCAAUUGCUACAGUUUUAAACUUGAUUGAGAUCGAUCGGAAUGUCACAAAAUUAGUAACUCCUAAUGUGAAAUCAAUUGAAUUAGCUGAUGAUGGGACUCCUUUUGUUUUGACUGACGUUAGUAAUGAUAUUUACAAAUAUUCAAUAGAAUUAAGUUGUUGGGUGAAAGUAGUUGAUUCUUGGUAUUAUAAUGUCAAUACAGAUAUUACAAACUCGGAAAAUUUUAAAAGAAUCUUUCUUAAGUCAAAAUCAAGUUUUGAAAAAGAAAAAUUACUCAAUAAAAUCAACACAUAUAGCUUUGAAAAUCCAAAUAAUAUAUUAAAAAAAGUAAUGAUUGAAAGAAAUCAAGAAAUGAUUGAAAUGAUAUAG
Molecule: messenger RNA, 2784 nt
Organism: Lodderomyces pseudojiufengensis
Lineage: Eukaryota; Fungi; Ascomycota; Pichiomycetes; Serinales; Debaryomycetaceae
Gene: HIR1
Product: Hir1p
Exons: 2
Coding region: 1-2784 (927 amino acids)
Biological process (GO): regulation of DNA-templated transcription; DNA-templated transcription; chromatin remodeling
Cellular component (GO): nucleus; HIR complex
Molecular function (GO): protein binding; nucleosome binding
Source: RefSeq, a predicted model, not a curated record